Messenger RNA from Osmerus eperlanus (European smelt), 2186 nucleotides. It is a transcript of the gene rexo4, whose product is annotated as REX4 homolog, 3'-5' exonuclease. Bases 251 to 1525 code for a protein of 424 amino acids. The record is from RefSeq and is a predicted model, not a curated record. Gene Ontology annotation, cellular component: nucleus. Gene Ontology annotation, molecular function: 3'-5' exonuclease activity; nucleic acid binding. NCBI's taxonomy places the organism in Eukaryota, Metazoa, Chordata, Actinopteri, Osmeriformes, Osmeridae. The transcript has 8 exons. Gene Ontology annotation, biological process: DNA catabolic process; rRNA processing.
CAAUCUGCCAAUAAACUCAACAGAAGAAGAUGAAGCAUGGUUUCUAGAAAUGAAACGUGUGAGUGAUUCACAUUUUAUUAGGUAAACAUGAAUAGGUCGUUUUACGCCUGUUUAUGAGUGUAAGUAAUAUAUUUUUAACAGAUGUUUAUAACUUGUUAAAGUAUAGUUUGCUAGCGAUCGUAAACACAUUUAGCAAGUUAACGCAUAGGCACGUACAGUUUACUUGCUGGUUAGCUAGCCGUGUUUCGAUAUGAAAUCUAAGGAUAAGACAAAUAAGUCGGGCUCAGUCGCCACUGCGAAAACACAGAAGUCUACUUCAGAUCAAGUGACAAAGAAACCAGUUAAGAAAAAGAUAGCGUGGAAACAUGGUCCAAAGGAACCAGUAUCAAAGGUGAAGGAUCCCAACCCCUGGGUCCCCCCAAAAGAUGCCCAACACUUUUCAGCCAAUUGGAAAACGUUACUAAAAGUUCUAACGACUGACCCACCAUCAAAGAAGGGUAAACUACAGCAGGACUCCCCUCAAAUAAAGCCUGUCAAAGACAUUUCGAAACAGGCGGAAGUCCAAAAAAAGCCAUUAAAAGACACGCGCAGUAGUAAACCAUCACUGUCUAAAGCAGGGAAGGAGUUGACUGCUCCAGGUAGCUCUAAGGUAAACGGAUCAGGGGAAGGCCCUGCUCCGUCAGAGGUGAGGCAGCCCAAAGCCCAGAAGAGGAAACGGGACAGCGCCAAAUCAGCAGGCAGCAGUGAACAGGCAGCAAAUAAGAAGAAAAAAAUUGAAGUCGCCGAGAACACAUCAAAAGAACCAGACCUCUGGUUUGACGACGUGGACCCCGACGACGUGGAAGCCACGGUGGGGGCGGAGGCAGCCGACAUCAUAAGGAGGAGGAUGGGCACUCUGAAGGCCAACCCCCAGGACACCGAGGAUGUCCUGGUGAAGUACAGGGCGUUCGACGGGAUGACCAACGUGGUGGCCAUGGACUGUGAGAUGGUGGGUGUGGGCCCGGAUGGGAAGGACAGCAUUGUGGCACGCGUCUCCCUUGUCAACAAGCACGGGAAGUGCAUCUACGAUAAAUACGUCAAGCCCACGGAGAGAGUGACAGACUACCGCACCGAAUUCAGCGGCAUCCGGCCGAACGACAUAAAAAACGGUGAGAAUGUGAAGACUGUGCAGCGAGAGGUGGCUGAGAUCCUGGACGGGAGAAUACUAGUGGGCCACGCAAUACACAACGACCUCAAGAUUUUAUUCUUGACCCAUCCCAAGAAGAGAAUCAGAGACACUCAGAAGUAUAAACCAUUUAAGACGAUUGCUAAAAGUAAUCGUCCGGCGCUCCGAGUGUUGUGUCGGGAAGUACUGCAGGUGAAGGUCCAACAGGGGGAGCACUCCUCGGUCCAAGAUGCCCAAGCCACCAUGAAACUAUACAGCAUGGUGAAAAAAGAAUGGGAAAAGGCAAUCAAAGACAAAAAAAAGGAUGUGAUCGGGAAGAUAGUGCGAAAGCCCAAAGCACCAAAUAGCAAAUCAAAGUGACUGAAUUUACACUGAGGUGUUUUGCAAUGACCACACCUUCAGCCUCAGACCAGCUAUCGAAAUCGUAAUGAACUUGAUGUCUCUGAAUAUGAAUGGAAACAGGCCUCAUUGUUUGGUUGAGCAUUGACCUGGGGAGUUUACUGAGGGAUCCGUGUCCAUAGGGUUCAAAGGUCAAACAAACCCUUUUAAAAUCCCCACUUGUCAGAGGAUCCUGUGUUUCCAGUAAGUAUUAUAAAGACGGGACCUACCAUUUGCCUUAAGCUGUAAAUAAAAAUGUUACGUAUUAAAAAGUGAAUAUUUGUGCUUAACAUGCAAUAGUAAUUAAAGAAACAGUUUAAGACAGGACACGUUUAAAAAAAACCAGAAUACUUUAUUUUGUCAGAAUGGGGGAGAAAACAAUGCCACAUAGUAAGCAAAAACAAAUAUCGGGUUGUUUGUAUUGUUUUUGUAAAUCACAUCAUUCAAAAGCAACUGACAGGGUUAAGGUCGUUCUGGUUCAUCCGUCUGCAUAUGCACACAUCCUUUACAGCAGAACACAAACUACUGGCAUGCUUUAAGGCUGGCUCUGUAACACCGUGGUGCUGCAAGUGCUGUUUUAUGCUUUCGACCAGAGUUAACACAACACAGUAUCACAAAUAGGCUUGUAUGGUGUUGUGUAUUU